This is a messenger RNA of Branchiostoma belcheri (Belcher's lancelet), 2009 nucleotides long. RefSeq names its product granulins-like. The record is from RefSeq and is a predicted model, not a curated record. The transcript has 11 exons. Gene Ontology annotation, cellular component: extracellular region. Bases 108 to 1925 code for a protein of 605 amino acids. Lineage: Eukaryota; Metazoa; Chordata; Leptocardii; Amphioxiformes; Branchiostomatidae.
CACGAGGCGAGGUCAGCGGCAGGUGAUCAGCUGGUCAUAGGACCAUCACCUGGUGGUAUAUAACUGCACGUUGUCAACAGGGUUUAGCGUUGUUCUAACCCACAGCCAUGAGGUCACUCAUAGUGUUCCUGUGCAGCGUAGCCCUCUGCAGUACUGUGCCUUUUCACAAGGGGGCACACCAAUGCCGUGAUAACUGCCAACCCGAGGAGACUUGUUGUAAUGCCAACAGUACCAUGACACACGGCUGCUGUCCUAUUCCACAGGCUACCUGCUGCAGUGACGGCCUCCAUUGCUGUCCCAGCGGCUUCAAAUGUGACCUUACCCAGAAUGCCUGCGUGCAGGGUAACUUGGCUCUUCCCUGGUCCCCCAAAAUGGAGGUCAGGCUCGGUGCCACCAUCACGUGUCCGGGCGGAACGCACGACUGUCCAGAGAACACCACCUGUUGUCUGACCGCCACUGGCCACUAUGGGUGCUGCCCUCUUGCAAAGGCUGUGUGCUGUAAAGACAACACCCACUGCUGUCCCUCCGGCUACAAGUGUGACGAGUCAGCAGGGAAGUGCCGCCAAGGUAACCAGACACUCCCCCUUCUGGAGAAGUUCAAGGCCAGGCCCAGGACAGGUUUUCUACCAGAAAAGCAGGCCAAAGUUGUGACAUGUCCCGACGGCUUGUCUGCUUGUAAAGACAACACCACCUGCUGUAAGGAUGACACUGGAGAGUACGGCUGCUGUCCCAUACCUGAGGCAUUAUGCUGUGAUGACCAGGUCCACUGCUGCCCAGCCGGCUUCACCUGCCAACCCAACAAGGCGAAGUGUUCCAAGGGAGAUCUCACCAUCCCGAUCUUCACUAAAACACGGGCCGCCGCCCGGGUAGAGUCCAUCCGGUGUGGAGAUGGCAGUGCCUGUCCGAACCACCACACCUGCUGCAAGACUAAGACUGGGAAAUAUGGCUGCUGUCCGCUGCCAAAUGCUGUUUGCUGUAAGGAUGAGAUCCACUGCUGUCCCGACGGUUACACCUGUGACACCGCCGAGGGCAGGUGUAUCAAGGGCGACAUGACCCUCCCCUGGCUCGAGAAACGACCUUCAAAGUCCUCCAGGAAGGUCACCAAAGAGGACAUGGGUGCGAAGCCCCCUCCCCAUGCAGUGAUCUGUCCCGACCACGUGGCCAUGUGUCCUGAUAACAACACCUGCUGUCUGCUGCAGGACGGCAACUAUGGCUGCUGCCCAGAGCCGCAUGCUGUGUGCUGUAGCGACCGUAAGCACUGCUGCCCACAAGGCUACACCUGUGACACCUCCCAAGGGAAGUGCCUGCAGGGCUACAGGAGCAUCCCGUGGAUAACCAACAAGGUCGCGACCCCGGUUAACCCCAUCGACUGUGAUGAAGAGGGCAAGGUCAAGUGCCCGGAUAAAAACACCUGCUGCAAGAAAACCACCGGAGAAUGGGGUUGCUGUCCUCUAGAAAAGGCUCUGUGCUGUAAUGACCACAUCCACUGCUGUCCCCACGGUACUGUGUGUAAUGAGACGUCAGGCGAGUGUCACUACCCUGACGGUACCACCCAGGCCUGGGUACAGAAAACACCACCCCUGCUAGAUGUCAGGGAGGAUGUUAGAGAUGUGCAGUGUCCUGAUGGAAAGUCUGCCUGUGAAGAAGACUACACCUGCUGUAAGAACAGCACAGGCUACUCCUGCUGCCCCUUCUCAAGAGCUGUCUGCUGCAACGACACUAUCCACUGCUGUCCCCAACAUUACACCUGUAACUCAGGUGCUCCAGGAACCUGUGUCCACAACUUCCUGCCCACCGUGCCUAUGGCCAAAAAGACUGCUCCAAAGAUUGUAAAACUUGACCAUAAUGAGAUUCAAGCUUACAGUGAGAACAAUGUCAGGUGUGACACUUUCCACGAAUGUCCAGCUAACAAUACCUUGCUGUAAGCUAGCCUCUGGAAAGUGGGGUUGCUGUCCCUUACCCAGUGCUGUCUGCUGUAAUGACCAUGUUCACUGCUGUCCUGAGGGAAC